CAGCAUUACUAAUCGGAAUUCGGGUUAUAAGGGAAAGAAACGGGACUGAACCCAUAAAAUUGAAGUGAACGGACCUCUUUCCGAAGUGGAGUUAAUAAGCUCAACUUUAGGACAAUAAUGAUGUCCGCCAAAACCCUCAAAUCCCUGCUCCGAAACCCUAAAUUGAGCUCACCAAUUCCUCAAAUCCACAACUACACCUCCAAAAUUCAGUUCGUUCUGGAUGAAGCUCGAGAAUCACAUUCCUCUAAAACCCGAUUCGAUUCCCCUGUUUGGAAUGAGGGACAGGAAAGUUUUGCCCAGAAACAUAAAGCGGCUUCUUCUGGAAUCCAGGUUUGGCAUCCAUGGAAUGAAUGGGUGGAUUUCAUGAAGAGAUUGCUGCGAGAUGGGUAUUUCGAUGAAGUUGGGAAUCCAUUUGAGCCUGCUCGAGAAUUGGGUAGUAAGGAGGCGAAUUUGAUCAGAACUGCUUCACUCAACUUUGCGCGCGAUAAUUACCAUCUUAUAAGCUACUUGUCAAGGAAAGAUAUGAUGGUAGUAGCUGGGUCCGGAUGUCCGAGCACAGACCGUAAAGUUGUUAACUCCGGAAAACGUUUGAGAUAUCAUGUAGGAAUUGAUGAAGGGAAUGUUUGCAGCUCGUGCAUUUUAAGAGGCGAAUGUGAUAGAGCAUACGUAAAGGCACGUGAGAGUGAAGGUGGUAGGACGGUGGACAUUAUGCGUUUAAUACUGACAUAUGGUCUCGAUCCUAUAGUUGAUUCUGUGCAAAACAAGCCUUGCUUGAACAAAAGGGUUAAGGAAUCUGUAAGAACAUUAUUGAAACAAAUGGUCGAAAUUAGAGUUGAGGGACAUGAUGAGGAAAAACAAAAAACUGCCACUCGGGAAUUGUCCCAGGAGAGUGAUGUUCACCAGCAAAGGACUCAAUUUGCUGGCCCAAUGAAGCCUGGUGACUGGAUUUGUCCCAAGUGCAAUUUCCACAAUUUCGCCCGAAAUAUCAAGUGUUUGCAAUGUGACACCUUCUCCGAGGAAAGACUACGAAAAUUAGCAGCAGAACAAGAAAACCUUCCUCUGAAGAAAGGAGACUGGGUUUGUGGCAAAUGCAACUUCUUAAACUUUGCUAGAAACACAAAGUGUUUACAAUGCAAGGAGAAGCCUCCUAAACGACACUUAAAUCCUGGAGAGUGGGAAUGCGACUCGUGUAAUUACCUCAACUUCAGGAGAAACAUGGUAUGUCUGAAGUGCGACCAUAAGAGACCAAUUGCUUCGCACAAUGCGAACAACAGUAUAAGAGACCACCAAACGCGGCCUUGGCUUGGACAAGACAAUAAUAGUGGGUAUGAGGAUUAUGAUUCACUGGAAUUUGUGGACUGGGGUGAAGAUGACGAUAGUGUUAGGUCAAGCUCAUGGGACAAUCAAAAGGGGAGCUUCAUGCGCUUUCCGGUCUCUGGGGGUAAGAGCGACUUCUCAAGUGACAUUCGGAGGCAAGAAUUACGGAAAAUGGAAAUGACAAUGAAUGGCAAGCAUGAAGAGGGGCAUGAAAAGACAUUCAUUGAGUCUGCUGAUGGUGACGAGGAGGAGGAGGAUGACAUGGCUGAAUGGUUUGGAGGCACUGAAAACGGGUUAAGGCCUGUGCAAAAUGUGGUGGAAGCAGCGGUGAAGGAAUGGCAGGAAUACGAAGCAAGCUACGUGAAGUGAAUUAAGGGAGCAACUAGGUACAUUGGUGUUCAGUGGUUGUGAUCUUAAUUUUUUUGGCAUUAGCUAUGAAUUGUAUCUGAGGAGGUUAUCUGAUGAGUGUAGAAAUUGUUGGAAUGUUGGGUUGUUGUGAUAUGCUGUUAAGGUAGACGUGGUUUCAGGAUUUGAAUAUCUGCCACACUACUAGCCUAGUUCUGUGUGUUAUUGGUUUCAGGAUUUGAAUAUCUGCCACACUACUAGCCUAGUUUUGUGUGUUAUGUAGUAUUUAGGACACCUUCAAGUGUUCCUCUUAUUAACCUUGGUCUGUAUUGGCUAGUUAGCCAUCGAACUCUGUACAUUUUUUUUAGUUAUUAA
Molecule: messenger RNA, 2037 nt
Organism: Striga asiatica
Lineage: Eukaryota; Viridiplantae; Streptophyta; Magnoliopsida; Lamiales; Orobanchaceae
Source: the annotation of a GenBank genome assembly